AUCUUCCACACAGAUCCCCCAAAGACACAUGUGACCCAUCAUCCUGGACCUAAUGGUGAUGUCACCCUGAGGUGCUGGGCCCUGGGCUUCUACCCUGCUGACAUCACCCUGACCUGGCAGAGGGAGGAGGAGGAACAGACUCAGGACAUGGAGCUGGUGGAGACCAGACCUUCUGGAGAUGGAACCUUCCAGAAGUGGGCAUCUCUGGUGGUGCCUUCUGGGGAGGAGCACAAAUACACAUGCCAUGUAUACCAUGAGGGGCUGCCUGAGCCCCUCACUCUGAGAUGGGAGCCUCCUCAGUUCCCCAUCAUGGCAGUCAUUGCUGUUCUGGUUCUCCUUGGAGCUGUGACCAUUGGAGCUGUGGUGGCUGUUGUGAGGAAGAGGAGGAGAAACACAGGUGGAAAAGGAGGCAACUAUGCUCCAGCUUCAGACACGGACAGUGACAAGAGCUCUGAUGUGUCUCUCCAAAACUGUAAAGCGUGAAGACAGCUGCCUGGUGUGGAUGGAGUGACAGACGAUGUGUUCAGGUCUCUCCUGUGACAUCCAGAGCCCCUCAGUUCACUCUCAGCAAUAGUGUCUGAUGUUCCCUGUGAUCCCAUGGGCUCAAUGUGAAGAACUGGGAGCCCAGCCCACUCGUGCACACCUGACCUUGUCCCUGCACUGCCCUGUUUCCUUCCACAGCAAACCUUCCUGUUCCUGCAGACAGGAGGGGACAUCUCCAUCCUGUCUCCUCCAUGCUGCCCUGAGCUUCAGCCCUGACUUCCCCACUGAAAAUGAGAAUCUGAAUGUGAACUUGAUUGAUUAUAUCUUUGAUCUGACAGGUUGUUUGGCAGCUAAAUUAAAGCAUUGAGCUAGAGGUUAUGGAGGAAAUAAAUGGCAACAUGGAGAACC
This is a messenger RNA of Alexandromys fortis (reed vole), 891 nucleotides long. Its product is annotated as H-2 class I histocompatibility antigen, alpha chain-like. Gene Ontology annotation, cellular component: external side of plasma membrane. The annotation marks the transcript as partial. The record is from RefSeq and is a predicted model, not a curated record. Gene Ontology annotation, biological process: positive regulation of T cell mediated cytotoxicity; antigen processing and presentation of endogenous peptide antigen via MHC class Ib; immune response. The transcript has 5 exons. Gene Ontology annotation, molecular function: signaling receptor binding; peptide antigen binding. NCBI's taxonomy places the organism in Eukaryota, Metazoa, Chordata, Mammalia, Rodentia, Cricetidae.